UCUGCAGCAUUGAGGUCUUCAAACCAGGAGUUUCUGUGCGCAACAGGUGGGAACAAUAAUUCUUUCUUUUGUUUCUGAGCGGUGCAUCCAACGUGUGAUCAACCCCCCGGUGCAUGUUGGAGUAAUUUUGUUGGAGCAGCCACAGUCUCCCGGUGGUGACGGUAUAACGCACAGCCACCCUCCCGUGCGCCCGGAGGAGAAGUGGCCACCAUGCUGUUCCCCUCGGAGAGCUCCGACAACAGCACGGGCAGAAACUGCAGCGAGUUCAGCUUUACGCAGCAGCUGGAGACCGCCGCCGCCGCCGGGAACCUCAGCGGGAAGAGGAACGACACCGACCCGUUCGGACGGAACGAGGAGGUGGCCAAGAUCGAGAUCACCGUCCUGAGCCUCGCGUUUCUCGCGGCGGUGGUCGGGAACGUGAGCGUGCUGCUCGCCAUGUACAAAACCCGGCGGAAACCGUCGCGCAUGCACCUGUUCAUGAAGCACCUGAGCCUGGCGGACCUGGUGGUCGCCUUCUUCCAGGUGCUGCCGCAGCUCUGCUGGGAGAUCACCUUCCGCUUCUACGGGCCGGACUUUCUGUGCCGCAUCGUGAAGCACCUGCAGGUGCUGGGCAUGUACGCCUCCACCUACAUGAUGGUGAUGAUGACCCUGGACCGGUACAUCGCCAUCUGCCACCCGCUGCAGACGCUCCAUCAGCCGACGCAGCGUGCGCACAUCAUGAUCGGCUCCACCUGGGCGUGCAGCCUGGUCCUCAGCACCCCGCAGUACUUCAUCUUCUCCCUGAGCGAGGUGCACCCCGGCUCGGCCGUCUACGACUGCUGGGGACACUUCGUGGAGCCGUGGGGGCUGCGCGCGUACAUCACCUGGAUCACCGCCGGGAUCUUCCUGGUGCCCGUGGCCGUGCUCGUGUUCUGCUACGGAUUAAUCAGCCACACGAUCUGGAAGAACCUCAAGUAUAAGACCAGGAGGAAGAGCGUGGGCGCCGUGGCCGAGGCCACCAAGAACGGGAUCCUGGGCAGGAACUCGGUCAGCAGCGUCAGCACCAUCUCCCGCGCCAAAUUACGCACGGUGAAGAUGACUUUCGUGAUCGUGGUGGCGUACGUGGUGUGCUGGGCGCCUUUCUUCACCGUGCAGAUGUGGUCGGUGUGGGACGAGACCUUCUCCUGGGACGACUCCGAGAACGCCACCGUGACGCUCUCCGCCCUGCUGGCGAGCCUCAACAGCUGCUGCAACCCCUGGAUCUACAUGAUCUUCAGCGGCCACCUCCUCUCCGACUUCGCCGGCAGCCUGCCGUGCUGCCGCCCGCUAAGGAGGAAGUUCGUCCACCAGGAUUCGGACAGCAGCAUCCGCCGGACCACGCUGCUCUCCCGCCUGCAGGGUCCACGUCUUUCGGAACCGUUUAGGGACAUCAACCCUGUCCCGAAAAGCUUUCCGCAGUACCCACCUGCAUCCUGACCAUUGGAAAGCACCAAACUGGUCUUAAUCUGCCGGUAGCAGUGAAAGAGGAAAGGUAUGAUCUCAUCCGAGGGUGCGGUCACACCUCGUAGAUUGUUUUCUUUGGUCCGAGUCAGAGUGGAAAAGUUUACUCCACAGCAACUUUUACUGUUGGUUUGUUUAGGUUCACACAGUGCAGAGUUGGAGGUUUUUUGAGGGGUAGUUGACAGUCAAAACAAAUCAACUCCUGCCGGAUCGGUGCCAAAGUUUUUAAAACUUUGCUAUCCAAAAUGUGUCAUUGUCUCAGGCUGUUUUAUUUAUUUAUUUUUACAUCGUUUCUAAGUGGAACAUUUUACAUUUGUCGUACCAGUUUUCAGCAAAUACAUGAACACACAACAGUGAUAAUAGCACAAGAACAUAUAAAUAAAAAUGGUGGUAACAAAUAAGAGAUCAUUUAGGUAAGAUUGAUAUUCUCAGUCAUAAUUAUGAUAGAAAACCCAGAAACUAGAGUGAGAGAAGUUACUUUUUGUCUUUAAAACACUAAAAUGACGUAACAGGACUGAGUGGGGACACAACUAAAAUGUAUAUUUUAACGAACAUAUAUGAAUUUAUGAAAGUAUUUUAUAUCUAAAUUAGACAUAAAAGUCACAAUACUACAAAAAAAUAAGGUUACAGUCAUUAUAUUUCAAGUUGAAGGCUUUUUAGUUAAAGGUUUUACAUGAUUCAUCUUUAAAUUGCAGUUAGAACAAAGUGCAAGAAACUUCUCCUUAAUAUAAUGUAUUAUUAGAGCGUUUUCAUGCAUAUUUAUGUAACGUAACAUAUUGAAAAGGCACCGAUUCGGUGAAGUGGUCUACUGUAAUUUAACCGCUAGCGUCGUGAGCGUCUGUCCACACUGAGGAGCAAACUACUGGCUUUCAUACGUUAGCAUACACGUCUUUUACACCCAUAUAGACCGUUGUGGGGUUUAUUUCCUGUUGCACAUUAUGACUGUGGAUGUUUAUUAUGAUGUUUGUGCACCUGGAAAUGUUAAGUGUUAUGUUAGAAAUGUGAAUGUAUGGGGGAGAAAGUGGCCAGACGCCAACUUGUAUAUAUUGGACAAUUAGCAUAAUUAGCAUUAAUAAGCAUAAUCACCUGUACACAAAAUGUUUUAGCAACUGCUUAUAGCCUGAUUUGGAGGUUUAUUCAGGCAUUUCAAGUAGAAAAUGGCCAUUUGGACUGAUUUUUAUUAAUUUUGAGUGGAUUUGUGGAAGUUAUUUACAUGUUUAAUACAUAAACUCAGCGGCAAAAGACACAAAUCAAUGACAAAAUGAAUUAUUACGUCUAAACAUUGAGCUUUCCUGAUUCCAAAAAAGUUCCAACUAAUUAAAGAUAUAAAUAAAGUCAGAAUUUGACCUUUUAACCCAAUUUCUGGGGACCCAUACUGUACAUUUCUAAUAUAAAACUUUUCCGGGUUGACGUUGCCGGUGCUACAAAGCUAACGGAAACUUCAAAUACUCUCCCUCGCUUCUUGUCCGUUGUGUAUUUUAAUGCGUGAUGUGCGACAGUCUUGAUGUUGUAAAGGCGUGCAAUGAUGCCAGAAGUUUUCAGACAGAUUCUUGUUCAAUAUUUAAUGUUACAUGUCAGACUAUGUAAAUAUAUCUCUUUAAAUUUGCAGCAUUAAAAUACGCACAUGCACGUAAAUGUAUCACAGCGAAGUCACUACGUUUAAGAAAAAAGGUACUAAAGACUAUUUUUGUGCCAGUUAUUUUCUUUUUGAAGCAAAGUUUGCAAGUUUACAUCCAAAACCACAAAGAAUUUCAGUUUACUGUCGUAUAAGAUAAAGAAAAUGAGUGAAUAUUUACUUUUAGGAGCUGGAAGAAGGGAAUUUUGGGUAAUUUCCAUUAAAAAAAACAACUUAAUUUAGCACAAUCUCUUCUGUAUCUGCAGCACCGUGUUAUUUUUCCAUCUGUAACUUGAAUGUUUUGAGCUGUAAUUAUUUUUAGUCACAUUUAAUUAAUUAAAGCUAAUGUGAGCUCAUUCAAGUGUAUAUAGCUAUAUUAUUAUCACUCACUUUGGCUGUUAAAUGGAAGACUGAUAAAGAUAAAUGUUCGAUAUUAAUGGUAAUUAAAACUGCACUUUUAAUAUAAUCCUGUGAAUACACAUUAAGAGACUCAUUCACACGUAUGUGUUGUUGUAAAAGUUGUUUUAUAAAUGUAAUGUAUUCUGUUAUCUAUAUUUGCUGUAAAGAAAGAUAAAUGUAUUGUAUCCUCACAA
Dicentrarchus labrax (European seabass) is the source of this 3687-nucleotide messenger RNA. RefSeq names its product arg8-vasotocin receptor-like. Gene Ontology annotation, molecular function: vasopressin receptor activity; peptide binding. Gene Ontology annotation, cellular component: membrane. The coding region runs from base 211 to 1455 and encodes 414 amino acids. The record is from RefSeq and is a predicted model, not a curated record. Gene Ontology annotation, biological process: positive regulation of vasoconstriction; regulation of systemic arterial blood pressure by vasopressin; G protein-coupled receptor signaling pathway. The transcript is spliced from 2 exons. Lineage: Eukaryota; Metazoa; Chordata; Actinopteri; Moronidae.